Molecule: messenger RNA, 1848 nt
Organism: Ectocarpus siliculosus
Lineage: Eukaryota; Phaeophyceae; Ectocarpales; Ectocarpaceae
Source: the annotation of a GenBank genome assembly
AUGCGGUCCUUUCGCACAGCAUUGGCACAGGACGCUGAUUUCGCCGAUGGUAUCCCCGAAGCGAUCGCGUGGCUCGGCUUCCCGACUCGUCGAAACCCCCUCUUCUUACCCCCCAAGGGUUCCGCAAAGACCGCCAACAGGCCCCUCUCCGACAUCGGCCUCAACAGCGCCAACAGCGGCGAUCAACUAGCAAGGCUAUGGGACGCGCAGGACUUCAUCCUACUCGAGAAACAACCCGCACCUUUAGGUGGAAAUUAUGGCUCCGUAGAGUUUGGCGGCGGUAGCGGUGACAACGCCGCUCUCAAGUCCGGCAACAACGCGGUUGGUGGUGGUAGUGGUGGUCGGCGAAGACCCAAUAUUCGGGAUCGCAUUCGAGCGAUGAACACCCAGCUCGCGGGCACCCAGGGAACGAUCCGGGACCUCGAAGAAAAGUUGCGCUCUCUCGAGGGCGAGAGGGAAGAGGACAGGGAAAGGGCGACGCGGGUGAGGGGAGCGGCGCGAGAGGCCGGGCAGCGAAAGAUGACCCAGAGGAUGUACCGACUGAGGGGUGACGCGGCCGUCUUGGAGGAAGGGAUCGAGGAGCUCGACGGGGAGAUCACGGGCGUGCGAGUGCGGCUGUUCGCCAAGAGGCUGGACGUGGCGAGAAAGCGAAUGCUGAAAGACGCUCUUACAGCGGAAAUGUCGGCGAAAGCGAAGGCGCGCCGGCGAAAAGCAAAGGAACAGAAUCAGCCGAACAGUUCGGCCGCAACCGGGACCAACGAUACCGAACGUCGAAGGGGACGGCAAGAUACCAGCGCGGCGACGAUCCAGGCGCGCGUACGAGGCAUGCGAGCGAGGGCGUCGCUAGAAAGCGAGCAGGAGGCCAGAGCUAGCCGCCGCCGCGGCUCCGCGGGAGAAGAAGAGACCGACCGUCGUCUCGCUUGUCGCGGCGAUAACGACGACGAGGAGGAAGCAGCGGCCGUCCGAAUCGAGUCGGCGGCGCGUGGACACCUUGCGCGGAAGCGAGCCGCACAAGCAGCGGGGACGCGGGGCGAGAGUCGGCCGGCACCACCCGCCCCGUGUCGUUCUUCUGAUGACCCUGCGAAAAAUGAAGCGGAAGGGCGAAAUGAGGUGCUGGGACACGAUGAAACUGCAGCAACAGUAGCACCAGCUCCAGCACCUCUCCCGCCCGAUAGUCUCGCUCAAGUAGAGGCCCUCGGCGCCGUCGGCGUGCGAGCGUUCUUUGACUACCUAGGACUCGGAGGUUGUGCAGACCGCCUCCAGGGUGGUGGUGGUGGUGGUGGUGGUGGUGACGGCGCCAUAGACGGCGCUUGGCUCGCAAGGAUAGCUCGAGCUUCAGAUCCAGAUGCUGAGCUGCUCGCCGCAGGUGUCUGCGCGCGCCUCCACAGAGUGAAGCUGCUGUCUGUCCUGGGCAUUGGCCCCGGGGCGACGACGGCGUCUGAGGAAGUAGCAGGAGUCCUGGACAAGGGCGAGUUGGCAUCGGCACCCGCGUCCAUCGGUGGCGUGCCCUGCGGUGAACGCUGCCGUGGUAGCGGCGGCGGCGGAGGUGCCUCCCCUGUUGCGGCGAUGGCUGCGCUGCGCAUGGUGCGGCAACUUCGUCGGGAGCUGCUGCCUGCCGCCGAGAGCACCGGGCCAACGGACUAUGGGCAUGGUGCUACAGAUCCGAGAGGAACUGGUGGCGGAGAGACAGAGAUGCUCGAAAACAGGACCGCGGCGAGAAGCGAGAAGGAGUCUCUCGUUUCGGAACUGAUUCCGGAGCUCGAGCAGGUUCUCUCUGAGCAACUUCGACUUUCCACUCAGAUGCAAGAGUCGCGGCAGUACCACGCGGAGGGAGGUGGUCGACACUAG